Messenger RNA from Cladophialophora yegresii CBS 114405, 1545 nucleotides. RefSeq lists its product as uncharacterized. The transcript has a single exon. The record is from RefSeq and is a predicted model, not a curated record. The coding region runs from base 1 to 1545 and encodes 514 amino acids. NCBI's taxonomy places the organism in Eukaryota, Fungi, Ascomycota, Eurotiomycetes, Chaetothyriales, Herpotrichiellaceae.
AUGUCGGUGCUCUUCAAAAGCUUCUGGUGUGUCGUGUUCGCGUCAGCCAAGAUGAUGGAGCCUUUCUACCAGCUUGCCAAACAGAGCGCUAGAGCGACGGCUGAAGCGUCCGUUCUUCGCCCGUACCUCCAAGGUGGAAUCGACUGGGCCGACAUGAAUCCGGCCAACAAGCACUGGGUCAUGUUCGUGACCACGUUCAUCAGCAUUGUCUUGGGGUUACAGGCUUCUGUCGCAUCGGAGGCCAUGACCAUCCAAGCCGGUUCGACUUGCAACACGCAGAAUGGAACCCAGCUUUGCGAUCCAGUCUGGGUCAUCAACAGCGCAGUUGUCCGUGGCCUGCAAGCGUCACUAAUAAUUACCGCACUGGCAAUGGUCACUCUGGCCUAUUUGAAUUGGAACCGUCCAAGUGGCGUGACCUCAUAUCCUUGCAGUAUUGCCUGUAUGGCCUCCGUCUUGAGCAAUUCCAACGAUGAGAUGACGAGAACUCUGCGAGAAAUCGACCCGGACGCCAAAGAGGAGGCCGUGAAAGAGGCAUUCAAGGGGAAGCUGCUUACCUUUGAGCGUACCGAAACACUUUCAGGGGAGAACGUGGUUGGCAUCACCAUGGGAUCCGGAUCAAGUGAGGAGACGAACCAUGACAUGCCGGGUAGCGACAUUCAACCGACGACGAGCAGUGAUCGGGAUCUCACGGAUGUGGCCGAAAUUGCUGAGCCUCCUUCGCUGAUGUCCCGCGUGCCUUGGAAGCAGCUCCAAGUCGCGCUGAUCGUCUUCCUCCAUCUAGCCAUGUUUGGAGUCAUUCUAUCAUUCGUCCUUGCGGGCAACGAUGUGUACCAGGUCAAUCUUCUCGGUGCAGACGGUGAGAAGCACAAUACGGCUGUCAAAUGGAAGUUCCUGGACGGCACCAAGUUUGGUCCACGAUUUUUCAUGACCUCGAUCACAUCAUUCCUUCUCAUCCCUUUCUGGGAAAACGUCGAAUUGUCGGUACGGAUCAUGGCGCCCUACCGCCGACUGAAGAAGAGCACGUCCGAGAGCCGCCACUUGUUCACGAUGUACCUGCACGGAGUGCCGUUCACAGCGCUCUUCAAGGCUCUGUGGCAUGGAAACUGGUACCAUGCUUUCGUAACACUGAUCACAGUGCUUUCAUACUUCCUGCUCAUCUUCAUUGCUGGAGUGCCGUAUAACUACGGGCAAAUGGAGGACCUGUCGUUCAUCAGCUCUGCGGCCAGCUUGGUGAUCCUUUGCCUAAUGUUGGUCGGUCUGGUGACACUCGCUUUCUGGCAUCACAGCAAUCCCAAGAUGCCAAGGAGACCCGACACACUGGUCAACACAUGGCUGCUUAUGUGCUCGAGUCGGUUUAUCGAGGGGUUCAAGGGCCGCACCUUGACGGAGAUGCAGGAUGAGAUCGACCACGGGACAACCCGAUAUUGGUUUAAGAAGGCCGAAGGAGUGGAUGGUAUUGAGAGGUGGAUGGUUGAGGCUGAAGGCGACCAGGCGCAGAGACGUCUGCUGCUGGGCGAGAAGGCACAGCGAGACAACUAUUACUAG